AUGCACGACCAGUUCUUCUUCAGCGACUCGCCGCAGCACACACACGAACACUACAUGCAGGUGGUGACGACCACCAUCGAGCCGCGGCGCCACACGCGGGGCAGCAGCUUCGACGCUUACGAGUACACGGUGCACUCCCACACCUACGUGACCGACAAGACGCCGACGGCCAAGUUCACGUACGACCUGUCGCCGAUACAGGUGGUUGUCAAGGAGAAGCCGCGCCACUGGUACCACUUCCUCACCACCACCUGCGCCAUCAUCGGCGGCGUCUUCACGGUGGCCGGCAUCAUCGACUCCCUCCUCUACAAUACCUUCAAGUUCGCGCGCAAAGUGGAGAUUGGGAAGCAAGGGUGA
Messenger RNA from Monoraphidium neglectum, 357 nucleotides. RefSeq lists its product as hypothetical. The transcript has 3 exons. The coding region runs from base 1 to 357 and encodes 118 amino acids. NCBI's taxonomy places the organism in Eukaryota, Viridiplantae, Chlorophyta, Chlorophyceae, Sphaeropleales, Selenastraceae. Gene Ontology annotation, cellular component: COPII-coated ER to Golgi transport vesicle; endoplasmic reticulum. The record is from RefSeq and is a predicted model, not a curated record.